This is a messenger RNA of Carassius gibelio (silver crucian carp), 3061 nucleotides long. Its product is annotated as xaa-Pro aminopeptidase 1. NCBI's taxonomy places the organism in Eukaryota, Metazoa, Chordata, Actinopteri, Cypriniformes, Cyprinidae. The transcript is spliced from 20 exons. Gene Ontology annotation, molecular function: metalloaminopeptidase activity. The coding region runs from base 1007 to 2887 and encodes 626 amino acids. The record is from RefSeq and is a predicted model, not a curated record.
CAGUCGUUCGCUGUAUGUGCUCCAUGCUCAGGAAACAGCAGUGGAUCGUGCAGCGCGAGAGCAGCGCGAGUGUUGUUGUUGUUGUCGUCACUUGCAUAACACGCGUGUUUUGAUAAAUGGAGAAGCGUUGGCAGGGAUCACACAUUCUCUCUCAUUUGAUAACAAAGAAGAUAUGUCAUGACAUAAGUGCAAAUAAAUAACACAAAUAAAGUAAGUUAUGUUUGCAGAUACAUUGUUUUGUUUUGGAAAGCAUACCAUUUAGAUGAUACGGAACGAUACGGAAACUGCCACACCUACCACGAACAAAACAUAAAACAAAUAACUUACAACCAAGUUUUCUUUCGGUUUAAUUUAAUGAUGCGUUGGCAUUUCCUCGUACACUGCCGAUUUUCCGUGUAAAUUAAUGCUGGAGAACCGAUUGUUUAAAUGUUUCAUUGUUUAUGUUGUCGCAGUUCAUCCAAUCAACUGUCGAUAUGAUAAUUCCAUCGAUAUGAUUGGAUGAUGCAGUGUAUUCCUUUUGAGAACAGUGCGUUUUAUUUGUGAAUGAAUGAAUGAAUUAGCACAACCCAAAGGGGUUUUAACCAUACACAUAAAUAAGAGGUAUUUAUGAUAUCUGUGAUAUCUUGAAUUUCCUGGAAUCCCUACAAAAAUUAAUUAUAGUAACAAUACUUUACUCCAAAUUACAUAGUACUUUUAUUAGUAUUAUAAAAUUAUAAUGUAGUCCCUUAUAGAAACUAUAUUUAUUUAUUCGUUAAGUUGAUUCCCUCAUUCACUGAUAUUAAUGACAGAAACUGGUAUCUUUGAAAGAGGACGUUUAGUGUCUUUUGUUUCACAUUUGGUAAAGGUUGAAUGAUCACAGGGCAGGAUGACAGUAAAUCUUUAACUAUGGGAUGGCCGCUUCAUGCCACCCAAGAGACCGUCUGUGCAAGGUACAGGUUAACAAUCUCAUAUCUUUCCAACUUUGAGCUCCACAUUACCAGCAAAGUCUCAGGUUCACAGAGAGAAAAUGGCUUCAGCAGACGCUAUGUCCCCAAAGAUCACAGUGGAGUUGCUCAGGCAGCUCCGGCAGGCCAUGAAGAACAGCAAGUACAUCACAGAGCCCAUCCAAGCUUACAUCGUCCCGUCAGGAGAUGCACAUCAGAGUGAAUACAUCGCACCUUGUGACUGCCGUCGUGAAUUCAUCUGCGGAUUCAACGGCUCUGCAGGUACUGCUAUAGUGACAGAACAGCAUGCUGCUUUAUGGACGGAUGGGCGGUACUUCCUGCAGGCCAGCCAACAGAUGGACACUAACUGGACCUUGAUGAAAAUGGGACUGAAGGAAACACCAUCUCAGGAGGACUGGCUCAUCAGCGUUCUCCCAGAAAACUCCAGAGUGGGAGUUGAUCCUUGGAUCAUUGCUGCCGACCAGUGGAAGAACAUGUGGAAGGCUUUGAGCGGCGCGGGUCACUCUUUGGUGGCGGUGCAGGACAAUCUCAUUGACGCCAUCUGGGAGGAUCGGCCACCUCGUCCCAGCACCAAACUCAUCGCCCUGGGACUCAGAUACACCGGUCUCACCUGGCAAGAUAAAGUUACAGCUCUGAGAGGGAAAAUGGCAGAAAGGAAGAUCUCCUGGUUUGUGGUCACAGCUCUAGAUGAGAUUGCAUGGCUUUUUAACCUGCGCGGGUCAGAUAUACAGUACAACCCCGUGUUCUUCGCCUACGCGAUCAUCGGCAUUAGCAGCAUAAAGUUGUUUGUGGACAGCAAGCGUCUGUUGGAGCCUGCGGUCCGGGAGCAUUUGGAACUGGACAGCCCCAGCAAACCAGAUCUGACCGUACACUGUUUUCCGUACGAGUCUGUGUACACCGAGCUGCAGGCGGUCUGUGCGGCGCUGGCACCCAAAGAGAAGAUGUGGAUUUGUGACAAGGCCAGCUGCGCUCUUACACAAGUCAUACCCAAGGCCCACAGAUCUGCAAUCCCAUACACACCCUUAUGUCUGGCUAAAGCCGUCAAGAACCCCACAGAGAUCCAGGGCAUGAAGAUGGCACACAUCAAAGACGCAGUGGCGCUGUGUGAACUUUUUGCUUGGCUGGAGAAAGAGAUUCCCAAAGGAACGGUUACAGAGAUAUCAGUGGCAGAUAAAGCUGAAGAACUACGUAGUCAACAGAAAGACUUUGUUGGGUUGAGUUUUCCAACCAUCUCUAGUGUGGGACCGAACGGGGCGAUAAUACAUUACAGGCCUCUUCCAGAAACCAACAGGACUCUUUCUCUAAAUGAAGUUUAUCUUAUUGACUCCGGGGCUCAGUACUUAGAUGGAACUACAGAUGUGACGCGUACGAUGCACUUUGGGACUCCUUCUGAUUAUGAGAAGGAAUGCUUUACAUAUGUGCUAAAGGGACACAUCGCUGUCAGCGCUGCAGUGUUUCCCAGUGGAACCAAAGGUCAUCUGCUGGACUCGUUUGCUCGCGCUUCUCUCUGGGACGCUGGGUUGGACUAUCUUCACGGUACCGGCCACGGCGUCGGAUGUUUCCUGAACGUGCACGAGGGGCCGUGUGGCAUCAGCUACAAAACGUUUGCCGAUGAGCCUCUGGAGGCUGGAAUGAUUGUCAGUGAUGAGCCUGGAUACUAUGAAGAUGGAUCUUUUGGCAUUCGGCUGGAAAACGUUGUCCUGGUAAUUCCUGCCAAAACUAAGUAUAACUACAGAAACAGAGGUAGUCUGACCUUUGAACCCCUCACCCUGGUCCCCAUCCAGCUGAAGAUGAUCAACACAGAGCUGCUCACACAGAAAGAGCGUGAUUGGGUGAAUGACUACCACAGGAAAUGCCGGGAGACGAUUGGGGCGGAGCUCGAGCGCCAAGGCAGGAAGGUGGCUCUGGAUUGGCUGAUCCGAGAAACUGAGCCGAUUGUCUAAAAAUAUUGUUUACUGGUUUGUUUUGUCAUCGUCAUAUCGAUGGCCAUUGAUUUUUUUUCCCUCUUGCUCUCUCUCAGCUUUUCUGGUGGAUAUAUUUCAGUUUCUGCUUCUUUUGUAAAGCACGCUUUCAUCAGCUGUUUUAUGAGCCAAUUAAACCAUAUGGAAGAAGAUGCA